CGCAUCUUUCCGCGCUGUAGCUCCACUCGUGCACGUCACAGCAAGUGGAAUAGAACGAGAACGAAAGAAGAGGUGAGACGGGCUCCGCCUACUCUCCGUUCACGUGACCGAACAAAAUCCACGUCGGUCAAAUCGUUGCAGCGGACCAAGUCAGCUCUGAUUCACUUUACCGGUAGAACGGUGCAGGACGGUAAAGGUGCAUGUAAAGUUAGCUUGCUAUCAAACUGUUCUCGUCGUUUCGUCGUCGUUUCGUCGGUUCUCAACGACGUCAACGAUUCGCGCGAGACGACAAGCUUGAAUCUACGCUGAAGACACUAUAGACGCCCUCGACCCUGCUGGUUAUCACGUGCACGAGCUGUGCUUCAUGUUUACAUCUCUGGCGACCGUCUGGCUCUUGAUGGUCCAUAUCAUAUCGAUUCAGUCGUUUGAGCGAGAUGAAGGCUCUGUGUCUAUCGCCAGUGGCAAUGUCACAAGGUCUAUCAGAGGCUAUGACGUGACUCUAGCUUGUCUCGGGAACUUUCAGGAGCGAACGCCGGUGUGGCUCAAGGACGAUCGACCUCUGGCGGUCGCUUACACUGGAAAUGACACGAAGAACAACCACACGAGAAGUCUCACUAUUGAAAAUGUUGAUCUUACUGAUUCUGGAUACUAUACAUGCCAAACGAGUGCUGGAAAUGCCACGACAUUGUUGGUAGUCGAUAUCCUUCCGUCUGUUCGAGUAUACAAGCAUUCAUCAUCGAUCGGUGGGAAUGGACAGAGAGUACUCAAGUGUAUUGUUGACGGCUUGCCCAAGCCAAUGUCAUGGUGGAAAGUGGUGACCGAGUAUGGAGAAAAGAAGUUGAAGAGUUAUCGUGAAAAUAACAGAACGCUCAUUGUUUCAGCUAGAGAGAAUGGGUUGUAUGUAUGUCUCGCAUCCAACAGAGCUGGAUCUGCUAGGGCAGUGAUAGAGAUAUCGCCAUCUCCGUUGAUAGAGUUAACACAUCCCAUACGAACAGAUCAAGUCUCUUCUCUUUUUGUUCCAGUGACGCAGACAACAGAAGAAGAAGGAUCGUCCGGACCGUCGGUCGUGUUGAUCUUGCUCGUGCUCGGAUGUGUGGUGGUCGUCAUGUUUCUAGCAUUCGUCAUUCAUACGUUAGCACGGAAUUAUUGUCCUACAAACAGGAUGAAGUCGGACGAGUCUCCGUGUGGCAGUGGUCUGAUGUUUAUGAAAGGAAAUCUUCGACGAAGCAACGGUAUACUCGGUCUGUCACCCAAACCUGCUCAGUCACAGGAAAAGGGUCAGACAUUCCAAUCUCUUGAUAAUAAUCUACCGUCUCGCACUGAGCACGGAAAGUACAGCAGUGCUCUUUCAAUAGACGUUGCUCACUCAAAGUCUUUGGAAGAGACCGGAGACGAUAUGGGUCAGGGAAAGUCAUCGAGGGACAAGUAUUUAAACAGACAAAGUUUGCAGCAGAGUAAGGCAAUUCAGGGAAGGCAAGAAACUGCUGUGUGACUGCUGAGUUUGAACAAUAAAUUGGAACACCCGAUCGGUCGGUAGAAGUAAGUUAUUGUUGAGUUAUUAUUGUUAAGUUAUUGUUGUUAUUUAUUGUAGCGGUUUAUAAUUUAUUGAAGUUUUUGUAGAUUUGAUCCUAUUGUUGUCUAAUUAAUUAAUCGAUAUCGUUUGUAGCUAUUGUAUCAAUAGUGACAGAUUUGAGGUUACAAACAGUUCAGAUGUGGUAGUGCGUAGUUGUACCGACAUAUAAAGGUGUUAUCAGUUCAUUAUGCCUUAGUGCGCUUACUCAAUGGAGGCAUACAGUAC
Messenger RNA from Corticium candelabrum, 1798 nucleotides. RefSeq names its product hemicentin-1-like. The record is from RefSeq and is a predicted model, not a curated record. Bases 365 to 1492 code for a protein of 375 amino acids. The transcript is spliced from 6 exons. Gene Ontology annotation, molecular function: cell-cell adhesion mediator activity; axon guidance receptor activity. Gene Ontology annotation, biological process: homophilic cell-cell adhesion; synapse organization; dendrite self-avoidance. Gene Ontology annotation, cellular component: plasma membrane; neuronal cell body; axon. NCBI's taxonomy places the organism in Eukaryota, Metazoa, Porifera, Homoscleromorpha, Homosclerophorida, Plakinidae.